Physeter macrocephalus (sperm whale) is the source of this 2543-nucleotide messenger RNA. It is a transcript of the gene BAG4, whose product is annotated as BAG cochaperone 4. Lineage: Eukaryota; Metazoa; Chordata; Mammalia; Artiodactyla; Physeteridae. The record is from RefSeq and is a predicted model, not a curated record. Bases 818 to 1633 code for a protein of 271 amino acids. Gene Ontology annotation, molecular function: adenyl-nucleotide exchange factor activity; protein-folding chaperone binding. The transcript is spliced from 4 exons. Gene Ontology annotation, cellular component: nucleus; membrane; cytoplasm. Gene Ontology annotation, biological process: protein stabilization.
UAGAGUUUAGCUUUAAUCUUGUUUGGAUUACUAAACUGAGGAUUCUGGGUGUCAGUAAUAGUCUGGAUAGGUGAUUUAAAACUGCAGUAAGCAAUAUGUGAGGAAUUUGUCUCUGUCUGCUGUUAUCAUUUGGGGAAGCAGAGUAGGAUAGUAUCAAUACAAAGCACAUGGGCUUGGAGUCAGAUCUGGGUUCGUUUCCUGACCUUGCCGCAUUAGUACUAACAACAAUUUGUAUUAUAAAAAUUGCAAAUCAUUGAGCAUACUACUUGCCAGACACUAUACUAAGCAUUUUAUAUAUGUCAUCUCAUUAAUUUUUACAAUAACCCUGCAAGAUAUGUUUAUGAUUUCCAUUUUCCUGCUGGAGAAACUAAAGCUCAGAGAGGGUAAACACAAAGCCAAUGGCAGGGCUAGGUCUUUCUCUGUGGUCUUUUUUUCUUUCUGUUGUAUUAUGGUUACUUUCUUCUUUCUCUCGCCAUUCUCCCAGGUUUCCCGGAACACCCUCUUCAGUUUGGGGGGACAAGUUCCCUGCCGUUAGGUGCAAUUGUUAGGUGCACUUACGGAAAUGGCUGAGAAGCAUUAAAGGCCAUCACUUCAUCCUUCAUCACAAUAUACCCAUUGUUAUGACACAGACUCUAAGAGUUUGAAUUCUUAUACAAAUGGAGCAUAUGGCCCACCAUACCCCACUGGCCCUGGGACAAAUACUGCCUCAUACCCAGGGGCUUAUUACACAUCCGGGUAUGCUCAGACCAGUUACUCCACAGAGGUUCCAAGCACUUACCGUUCACCUGGCAACAGCCCAACCCCAGUCUCUCGUUGGAUGUAUCCCCAGCAGGACUGCCAGACUGAAGCAGCCCCUCUUAGGGGGCAGGUUCCAGGAUAUCCUGCUUCACAGAACCCUGGAAUGAGCGUGCCCCAUUAUCCUUAUGGGGAUGGUAGCCGUAGUGUUCCACAGCCAGGACCAACUGUACGAUCCCAGGAGGACUCCUGGGCUCCUCCGGGUGCUUAUGGCAUGGGAGCCCGUUACCCCUGGCCUUCAGCUGCCCCCUCAGCGCCACCUGGGAGUCUCUACGUGAGCGAGAGCGCUUCAGCAUGGCCAAGCAGUGGCUCUCCUCGGCCACCUCCUUCCCCCCCAGCCCCACAGCCCAAGGAUUCCUCAUACCCCUAUAGCCAAUCAGAUCAAGGCGUGAACCGGCACAACUUUCCUUGCAGUGUCCAUCAGUACGAGUCCUCGGGAACAGUGAACAAUGAUAAUUCAGAGCUCUUGGAUUCCCAAGUCCAAUAUAGUGCUGAGCCUCAGCUGUAUGGUAAUGCCACCAACGAACACCCCAGCAAUCAAGAUCAGAGUAAUAAUCUUCCUGAAGAGUGUUUAUCUUCAGAUGAAGGGACUCCCCCAAGUAUUAAAAAAAUCAUACAUGUGCUGGAGAAGGUCCAAUAUCUUGAGCAAGAAGUAGAAGAGUUCGUAGGAAAAAAGACAGACAAAGCAUACUGGCUUUUGGAAGAAAUGCUAACCAAGGAACUUUUGGAACUGGAUUCAGUUGAAACUGGGGGCCAGGACUCUGUCCGGCAGGCCCGGAAAGAGGCUGUUUGUAAAAUCCAGGCCAUACUGGAAAAAUUGGAAAAAAAAGGAUUAUGAAGGGAUUUAGAGCAAAGGGGAAGCCUGUUACUAACUUGACCAAAGAACUCUUGAUUCUGGUUAAUUACCCUCUUUUUGAAAUGCCUGUUGAGGGGAAGAAGCAAUACAUUCCAACUUUCCUGUGAUAUAAAACUUGAAAAACUGGUAAAGGACUUGGAAGAACAGUUGGGUUAUGAGUUGUUUUCAGUUUUCAGACCAAUGAAUGUAAUAGGAAGCUAUGGAGUUAUCAGUAUUGCCAAGUAGACUUCACCCCUUAAGAAAUUUAUGGGUAUCUGCAAGCUGCUUCUUACCAGCAGGAGGGAAAUCCAUCUUAUGUAACAGGCUUAUCAGAACCUACCGGAUAAGACUGGAUGUUGUCUGAGACAAACGGGCUCUGUUUUUUUUAAACAUCUGGAUUACUUGUCACAUUUUUGUACAUCGUGACUGCUUUCACCGUACACUUUGUGUGUAAAUUAUAGCUUGGACUUUAGCCGUCUUGGACCUCUGUUUCGUUUUGCUACUUAUAGUUCACAAAUAGAGUGUUAUUCUCUACUUCUUGGUACAUUUUGUAGUAAUAUGUUUAAUAUAAUUACUCAAGAGACUAUACUGACAGCCAGAUAGUAUGGCAGUUCUGGAUGAAUUUAUAUCUUUUCACCACUUGAAUAUAUUGCACUGUGUAGUGAGUUCCUGAGGUAGAUUGUCUCCUUUUUUGUAUAGAUCAUUAGGUUAGAGUUUUACCACUUCUAUUUUUCAUGUUACUAUUGGAAGGUUAAUUUGGAAAUGGCAUGGGUAUAGGAAUGAAAAUGGGGCUAUUUCCUUUUUUGCUGUCUGAAUCGUAUUUGGAUGAAGAUCCACUUUAAAAUUUCCUUUCUUCCCCCUUAAUUAUCUUUUUACUUCAGCUGCUUCCAUAUGGAGCAGUGUGAUGAACACA